CCUGGCUCUAACGGAGCUUAAGCGUCUGUUCGAAUUUAGAGCCAUUUUCGGCCUCAGGCACCAAGUUUCAGCUGUUCUGUCGAACAACGUGUCCUCUAGAUAAAGGCGGCCUGUUCGCCCUCGAAUCUACCCAGGGAACCACACCACAAGACCAUAAGCACCAGCCAAAUCACCAAGGACACUCUGUCCUCCGCAUAGCUCGGUCGCCUGCCUGCCUGCCUGCCUGCCUAGCAUACCUUGACUCAUCAGGUGACUGACUCACACUAAGAUCUUCACAUGGAAAGCAUGCCCUGCCAUAGAUGAUUGCGCAUAGCUGUUAUUAGUAUUGAGGCAUUAGGACGGCACCUCUCUACUCAGCAUUCCCCAUUCUUUCCUGCAUCCACCACGCGUCGAGCAAGAGGUCCCAUCACCAUCUCUUUUGCGCUAUCGAACCGCAGUAAACACCAAGUCCUCCUGACGGCCCAAUCACCCCCACACAAAAUGGCUUCUUGGACAGACAACACCCCGGCUUCCACGCCGCAAGUCAAGUUCGAGAACUCGCCUGCCGAAUCUUUCAUGUCUGGCCCUGCCGGCGACAUGUACUCUCUCUUCAGCACACCCGCGCCCUCCAUGAACCCACUGGAGACUGUCAUGACUCCUGAAUCGGUUGGCGACGCUUCAUCCCCUUGCGAUGAAGAGGACGGAUCACCUGCCCCCGCCGAUGGUGAGAAGAAGCCUACCAAGAAGAGAAAAUCAUGGGGUCAAGUCCUACCAGAGCCCAAGACCAACCUUCCCCCCAGGAAACGAGCCAAGACAGAAGAUGAGAAGGAACAACGCAGAGUCGAGCGUGUCCUUCGCAACCGUCGCGCCGCUCAGUCUUCCCGCGAGCGAAAGCGACAGGAGGUCGAGGCUUUGGAGAAACGCAACCAGGAGCUUGAGACCUUGCUUCAGCAACAAGAGAAAAAGACCCUACUCCUGCUCGAGGAGCUGAGCAAGUUCCGCCGGUCAUCUGGCGUUGUAACCACGACCUCGUCCCCUCUGCUCGACACUCUGGAUGGCCCAGUUACCCUAUCUCAACCCCUUUUCGGGGUAUCGGAGAUGAUUGAUGGAAACCCCAGCAUGAUGAAUGACUUCAUCCUUAUGCCUGACAAUGAGGGUACUGUCGACCCUGCCUCCAUCUCCCCCGAGCUGGCCCCUGUCCCUGAUGAUGCCAUUCCUCAGUCGGCACCUACUGCCCUCGCCAAGUCUACCACAACUCUUCCUACUUCCUCUGACGUGACACAACAUCCAGCCGCGGUGUUGUGCGACCUGCAGUGUCCGUCACUGGAAGUAUCGGAGUCAUUGGUAGCUCAGCAGAGACCGCAACCAGCGUUGGCUCUCUAUCUGCAGUUCCAAAUGCUUUUGAUGGCCUCUUCAGCGAUGCUCUCAGCCUGCCAGCGUCCACUUCUUUUGAUAGCUGGAGCUCUCAAGCACAAUUUAGUCCUUCAAGCGACCCCAUCAAUUUUGAGCACAAUCAUCUGGAUGGUAACGCUCCCGCAGAACUACCGGAAUUCGACUUCUCACCCUUCCUUGACGACGAUCUCAGCGGCGCAGCUUCAGGCGCGAUCGCGGGACACGUUUCGAUCCCCCUCGAGCCCGAAUCUAUCUUCGGCCUCUUUGACUCUGAGACUCAAGUCUCUUCAGACAAUCUUAACCAGCAGUCCCAUGCUGGCGCGUCCUCUAAUGGAUGCGACGCUGGGAUUAUUGCGGUUGGUAUCUGAGGGACACGAUGACCGGGUCGAGAGGCUGGCAGAUGGAUCCCCGGGUAUCAAGGGAGAUCAGAGCCGUGGCCCACUAUUGUGGCCAGAAGGCGCCAGCUUACCGUCUCAAGAAGUAUUGCUCACCUUGCUGUGGGCAAUCAGAGUGGAAGAACGGAAUAUGAAGGCUAGAGAGGCGAUUAUAGUCUCUCAGCCGGCCUCCGAGAAACCCGGAUCAAGCGUACCUCAAGAAAACACCAACCAGACAUUUGUAUUAUCAACCUCGACUUUGAAAAGAAAGCGAGAUAUGGGCACGACUAGUAGCAAGCGAUCAAGGCUACACUACUAAAGGAUUGUGAUUUAUGUCAAAACGGCAUGGGAUUGCAUGGCGUCAAGGAUUUGCAUCUACAGGAGGUCCCAAAGUGGACAUGUAGCAUUACAAUGGAAUAACUUUAUCUGACUUAUAUGACA
Messenger RNA from Truncatella angustata, 2186 nucleotides. RefSeq lists its product as uncharacterized. Lineage: Eukaryota; Fungi; Ascomycota; Sordariomycetes; Amphisphaeriales; Sporocadaceae. Gene Ontology annotation, molecular function: DNA-binding transcription factor activity, RNA polymerase II-specific. The transcript has 2 exons. Bases 481 to 2064 code for a protein of 527 amino acids. Gene Ontology annotation, biological process: positive regulation of transcription by RNA polymerase II. The record is from RefSeq and is a predicted model, not a curated record.